AUGCGAGUUAACCUCUCCUUCUUACUCUUCAUAUCUGGCCUUGGCUCAGUACAAGCCAGCACAUCGUUUGGGCCAGGCCGACAAGCAGUCAAGCAAUUCAAGCAUCCGGGUUCACUACACACACAAGGCGACCUCGACCGUAUUCGGGGACACGUAGAAAAGGGUGACGAACCAUGGUCCAAAGCCUUCGCCCAUCUAUCGGCCAAUUCGCUCGCACAACCGACUCGCGAACCGAAUCCCAAGACGGUCAUUGUCCGAGGAAAAGUAGACGGUCUUACCGAGAACUAUCCGAGUGCCUAUCGUGAUGCGCACUCGGCCUACCAGCUAGCUUUGCGGUGGAUCAUCACUGGCAACACUACAUUUGCAACGGCUGCCGUGGGGGUCUUGGAUGCCUGGGCAUCUACCCUGGAAGGCAUCGAUGGAGGUAGUGACAAGUUCCUAGCAGCGGGAUUGUACGGUUAUCAGUUCGCCAACGCCGGAGAGCUACUUCGAUCCUUCUCGGGAUGGCCCGCGAAGAGCCAAAGUGCCUUCGGCGCCAUGCUAAAGAAUGUUUUCGCACCUAUGAACCGAGACUUUCUUGAUCACCACAAUGGCAUACCUGACCACUAUUAUGCGAAUUGGUAUUUGUGCAAUAUUGCUUCUUUGAUGGCUAUCGGCACCUUUGUUGAUAACUCUACUAUGUACAAUUACGCAGUCGAGUACUUCAAAAAUGGCCCAGCGGACGGCGCAGUAGCCAAUGGUGCACUUCCCUUUUUCUCCAUUGCCAAUUUCACUGAGGAAACCUCCGGAAAACCCCUGAUGCAGGGACAGGAGGCAGGUCGAGAUCAAGGCCACGCUUUGCUUUGCUUCGCCCUUCUGGGGGUGAUUGGGCAGCAGGGAUACAAUCAAGGAGUGGACCUUUUCAACCUGUUCGGCAACCAGAUUCUCAAUGGUGCUGAGUAUGCCGCCAAGUACAACACUGGUCACUCUGUUCCUUUCAAGCCCUACAAUACUUACGAGGGGGUUCGAAACGAAAUCUCCGAUGCACAGAGAUAUAACAUACGCCCAGGAUUUGAGGCAAUCUAUUCGCACUAUGCAGAACUGAAAGGUCUUGACGCAUCAUGGUCAAAGGCAUACCGAGACAUGGUGAAUGGGAACUCAACGGAGAACAUUGAGGGAGGUGGUGGUGACUUCGGACCAAAUUCAGGAGGGUUCGACGUCUUUGGCCAUGGUACGUUGCUGUACAGACUCAAGGCUUGAUGGUGCCAGGACACCUUCUAUGCUGC
Messenger RNA from Aaosphaeria arxii CBS 175.79, 1265 nucleotides. Its product is annotated as GPI anchored protein-like protein. Gene Ontology annotation, molecular function: lyase activity. Bases 1 to 1239 code for a protein of 412 amino acids. The record is from RefSeq and is a predicted model, not a curated record. Gene Ontology annotation, cellular component: periplasmic space. Lineage: Eukaryota; Fungi; Ascomycota; Dothideomycetes; Pleosporales. The transcript has 3 exons.